AUGGCGGUGGGGGAGCUCCUGGGCCGCCUGGGGGGGUCCCGUGGGGGUCGCGCCCCCCCCCAGCGCUGGGCUCAGAGCUGCGAGCGGGGGGGCGCCGCUCCGGAGGCUGCUGCGCUUCCUCGGCGUGUUCUCCUUCGGCCUCCUGGCCACGGCCAUCUUCGCCAACGCGGGCCAGGUGGUUCUGGGGACCCCCGCCCCACAUUUCCUCGCCGUCUGCCGCCCCAACUACAGCGCGCUGGGCUGCGCCCCCCUCCCCCGGGACCCCCGGGACCCCCGGCGGGACCCCCGGGACCCCCGGGACCCCCUCCCCAGUUCGUGCCCCCGGGGGGCUCCCCCUGCUCCGGGGACCCCCCCGGCCGUGGCCGCCGCUCGCCGCGACUUCCCCUGCAAGGAGGCGGCGCUCGGAGCCUACGCGGGGGCGUUCGCGGGGCUGGCCAAACCCGCGGCCGUGCUGGGCUUCGCCGCCCCCCCGUUCCUGCUGGGGGCGCUGCGCGUGGCCGAGCACCGCAACAGCUGGGGAGGGGUCCUGGGGGGCUUCCUCUGCGGCACCGCCAUCGCCGCCUUCCUGGUCACGUGCGUGGUCGGAAACUUCCAGAACGCGGGGGGGGAUUCGGGCUGGGCGGGGACCCCCCGAGCCCCCCCCGAGCUGCCCCCCCAGAACGCCCAACCCCCCCUGGAGGAGAUCAGCGUCAGCCAGGUGCGUCGGGCGGAGUUCCCAGCGGUGACCUGA
Messenger RNA from Haemorhous mexicanus (house finch), 730 nucleotides. RefSeq names its product phospholipid phosphatase-related protein type 2-like. The record is from RefSeq and is a predicted model, not a curated record. The transcript is spliced from 5 exons. Lineage: Eukaryota; Metazoa; Chordata; Aves; Passeriformes; Fringillidae. The annotation marks the transcript as partial. Gene Ontology annotation, molecular function: phosphatidate phosphatase activity. Gene Ontology annotation, biological process: phospholipid dephosphorylation; signal transduction; phospholipid metabolic process.